GCCUGAGCACAUCAGCAAGAAGACAGAAUGAGUCGCCUCACAGAUAGCCCUUAUCGCCGGCUGCCUGAGGCCUCCAUGACCCACCUGAUGCCCCAAGACGGAGUCUGCGAGCUUAGCUGCCGACCGGGAAAGAAGUGUCCCGGCGGAACGGGCAAAGGAGCACAGCGGUGAGCCACAGAGAGGCAGCGCACACGUAGAUUGCAAAGCAGAGCGAGAUCAGUUGCAUCAUCGCCUCUCUGUGCUGUGUCGUGUGUGUCGCUGCAGGCAUCAUGACCACGUUUGGCCGCACGUUGGUCGGCCUCACUGUGUGGGGCGAGGGCAAGGCUUACAGGUCCCCUGCGGGUGAGCUGUUGUGUGACCGUCGUGGACAACGGACUGCUGAGGGAGGUGCGGCUGCCCGACAACAGCGGGGUGCGCUUCUUCGAUGGCCCCAUUAGCAACCGGCCGACACUGCUGCCGUUGCCGCAAGGACCACCGAACAAUCAGAUGUAAGCAAGAAGGACACCUCAGUCUCAGUCAUGCCGCAAUUGUGGCUGAUGAUUGGCGCUGUGUCUGCUCUCUCUCUCUCUCUCUGUGUGUGUGUGUGUGUGUGUGUGUGUCGUCGGCAGUCCCUUCAUUGGCGGCGGCGCCACUCUGCGCCGUCGAACCGGCACACUGCCAUCGUUUGGCUACCGGUAUGAGGUGGUGGAGGAGGGCACCGGCAGAGUGCCCUCACUCAACGACACCGUCAAGUACGACUGGAUUGAGUGGCGUGAUGCAUUCGACGGCCGGGACAAAGUAUUCGAUAGGCGUGGGGAGGUGUAUCGUGUGUCUGUUUAUAGUGGGUGGUUCCGUGAGGCAUUGCUGGAGAUGCGUGAGGGGGAGGUCAGGCAGAUCAAAGUGCCAUACGGCAGAGGCCCCUACCGUCAGCUGCGGUUGGUCAGCAUAGAGUAGGAGAGAGUCCCCACACACACACAUGUGGGGGCGGCUGUGUGUCACACACUCAUGUGUGCGGCCGGGGGCUCGUCACUCGUCACCUGCCUGGCCGUGUGCUCUGGCUUUGAGCGAAGGAGUGAGUACGUUGGCUGUGUGUCUGUCUGUCUGCGAUGAGUGGAUGAGCGAGCGUCGUCUGGGUGGCCGCCUUGUUUAUCGGUCGGCCGGCCACAGUCUCUCUCUCUCUCUCUGUGUGUGUGUGUGUGUGUGUGUCCGAUCUCAUUAUGUCUGUCGCGCUGCGUUGAGAGGGGAGGGCUGCCGUCUCGGAAUGUCUGUGUGCCGUUCUGCCUUUAUCCUACCGGGUGAGUUGUAAGGGUGUCGGUCUGUCAGUUGGCUGGAGGCGACACACGAGUGGGUGCUGUGCUCUGUGUGUACCAUAGGCAGACUUUCGCUCAACCAAAGAGAGACAGCACACGACGGCUCACAGACUGGAUGGGCCUCUUUGUGCCUGCCGUCGUCGGGAUGGUUUAUCUCUCACCGUGUGUGUGUCUGUUGUCGCUGCCUUUGUCGCGUGUGCGUCUGCCAGACACUCAGGGCAACUUUGUGUCUGCCGUCAGUGUGCUGAUGCUGCUGCCUGUGGGCCGUGCUGUUGGUCGAGAGAGCCUUUAUUUCUCUCGGUGGUCGUGUUAACUCGCUAAUGACAGGCAGCGAUGACCACAUUGGUUUUUUUUCAUGGCAUUCAUGGUGGCUUGGUGUUACACUGCCGCACACCUUUGUCUUCCUGUGGGUGUCUCUGAUGGUCUCUUGAGACUCACAAUCGAUCGGCUGAGGUCUUUUCUGUCUGUGGUUGACGGCCGGCAGAGAACACGCCAGCCGAUCGGCGCUGAGCCGCGAGAGACCACAUAGACAGACACAACACAUUCAUGCAGAUUGAAUGUGGGUGGGUAAGUGUGUGUGGUGCCCUCUUAUGCUAUGUCCCUCACUGCAGACGGCUUCUCUGUCUGUGGUCGACCUCAGGCAGAGACACCGUCAGCCGAGGGGGGCUUAGCCAACAGAGAACAUCAGCCAUUCACACACACAUGGAGGGGUGUGUGUUGACGAUUUUUGUCUGUCGGGAUUGGCGAUCGAAUGAGUGCAGACAUUUAUUCACUCGACAUCUGAUCUGAUCAAGCGAUGGGUCUCCC
Molecule: messenger RNA, 2096 nt
Organism: Vitrella brassicaformis
Lineage: Eukaryota; Vitrellaceae
Source: the annotation of a GenBank genome assembly